Messenger RNA from Sphaeroforma arctica JP610, 558 nucleotides. RefSeq lists its product as hypothetical. The coding region runs from base 61 to 453 and encodes 130 amino acids. The transcript has a single exon. The record is from RefSeq and is a predicted model, not a curated record. Lineage: Eukaryota; Ichthyosporea; Ichthyophonida.
GUUUACACGUAUCAUGUGAAUGGAUACAGCCACAUUUUCCAACUGGAAUUCUAAAAAUUGAUGUCAAAAAGACCCAUACAUUUAACAAUCAUCGAGGAUCCUAAAACAAUUGGUGAACAACAGGACAAAAUUGUAGGCGGUACUAAAAGCACUCAACGAAAUAGGGUACCGCUGCAUAAUAGAACGAACAACACUAACAUCAUUCUGGCUGAGUUGUACAGGAACGAAGAUCCUACAGAGCCUAAAAAGGGGGUAUUAGCACAAGAUGAUAACUUAGACGCAAAUCUCAGCGAGAAGGAGAACAUAUCGCCCGUGCCAAAACGAAAACAGCGGUCAGGGUUGCGUAUGUAUGUAUCAGAUCGACCAGUCAUGCAAGAGUUGAAUAAAAUAAUGAGUGAGAAAUCGGAGUGGCAUGGCGAUAAGCUCUCAUUAUGGGCAGAGAGGAAGAUAUAACACUUAGCUUUGUAUGACGAUAUAAUGGAGGGAUAUGGGAUACGUUUCUCGGGCAGUUCAGACAACGAUAUAUGAUUAGAGUUUUAAAGCAUUAAUAAACAUCGC